This is a messenger RNA of Anoplophora glabripennis (Asian longhorned beetle), 3263 nucleotides long. RefSeq names its product ATP-dependent RNA helicase SUV3 homolog, mitochondrial. The coding region runs from base 208 to 2472 and encodes 754 amino acids. Gene Ontology annotation, biological process: RNA catabolic process; mitochondrial RNA 3'-end processing. The transcript is spliced from 11 exons. Gene Ontology annotation, molecular function: ATP binding; hydrolase activity, acting on acid anhydrides; RNA helicase activity. Gene Ontology annotation, cellular component: mitochondrial degradosome. The record is from RefSeq and is a predicted model, not a curated record. Lineage: Eukaryota; Metazoa; Arthropoda; Insecta; Coleoptera; Cerambycidae.
UUGGGUUUUGGGAUAAGGAUUAUGUUUGCCGUUUUCCAGCGGGUAGGGAAGUGUCUUAGUCUGAGUGUCGCGUUUGAAACUGAUAUCUGUCAUAUAGCCGAAAUAUCAACAUGCUCAAUGUCAAUGUCAAAUAGGUUAUAACCUCAAUAAUGCAUAUUUUAUCUGUUGUGUUUUAUUUACAUAUAGUGUCUGUGUAAAUGUAGUAAAAUGCUACAGAAUAGUAAAAAAUUAAGAAGCCUUUGUGGGGCACUCCAAAAUAUUCAUUUAUGUCGAUCCAAUUUAGUCGCUGAAAAUAGUGCUAAACAUGCGGUAACAUUAUUUCAAGUUAGAGGAAAGAAAGAUGAUUCUACAUUAUCCUCCUUAUUUGUUCCUAUACAAAUUAAAGCAAAUCCGGAUGAUAUAAAUGUAGGAGCUGAACUCACAGGUUCUUUAAAUAAGGCUGAUUUAUUGAAGGUUUUAAAUAAAUUCUACCAGAAUAAGGAGAUAAAACAGUUGCUUAUGGACAAUGGAUUGGACAAUUACCUUCAGCAUCAGAGCUACAUAAGCUUCAGGAGAUACUGUCUAGAAGCACAAACGUUACCUGUUGACUUACAUGUCGUGAUAAGUGAUGUUUUGCAAGGAGCAGGCAAUCCUACUGAUAUUUUCCCUUAUUUCUUGAGACACGCUAAACAAAUGUUUCCCCACUUAGACUGUAUGGAGGAUUUGCGAAAAAUUUCAGACUUGAGAACUCCGGCUAACUGGUAUCCUCAAGCAAGAGCAAUAAAUAGAAAAAUAAUUUUCCACGCUGGCCCAACAAAUUCUGGAAAGACUUUUCAUGCUUUAGAAAGGUUCAUCACAGCCAAAUCUGGAGUUUAUUGUGGUCCUUUGAAAUUAUUAGCUAGCGAAGUGUUUAAUAAAACGAACAGCAGGGGCACACCUUGCGACUUAGUAACGGGCGAAGAACGAAAUUUUGCAGACCCAACUGGAAAUGCAUCUGGUCACGUAUCGUGUACUGUCGAAAUGGCUUCAGUAAACAAUCCUUAUGAAGUGGCAGUGAUUGAUGAAAUCCAGAUGAUAAAGGACCCUCAAAGGGGAUGGGCUUGGACUAGGGCUUUCUUGGGCUUAAUAGCUGAUGAGAUACAUAUUUGUGGUGAAGCAGGAACUAUCGAUUUAGUUCAACAACUCUGUUUAACCACUGGGGAGGACCUGGAGGUUCGCCAUUAUAAAAGACUGACAGCUUUAAAAAUUGAAGACUCUGCUUUAGGUUCUCUGGACAAUGUUUUGCCUGGAGACUGCAUUGUAUGUUUUAGUAAAAACGACAUUUAUUCUGUUUCGAGAGGUAUCGAAGCGACGGGCAAGGAAGUAGCUGUAAUCUACGGAGGUUUACCUCCAGGUACCAAGCUAGCCCAAGCCGCCAAAUUCAACGAUCCUGACAACAGUUGUAAAAUAUUAGUUGCAACAGACGCAAUUGGAAUGGGUUUGAAUUUGAGUAUUCGUAGGAUAAUAUUUUAUUCUCUUAUUAAGCCAAUUAUGAACGAGAAGGGUGAGAAGGAAAUGGAUACGAUAUCCGUGUCUUCGGCUUUGCAGAUAGCUGGGAGAGCUGGAAGAUACGGCACCCAGUGGGAACAGGGAUAUGUAACGACAUUUAAGCCAGAGGAUUUGAACACCCUGAAAAAUCGGUUGUCUUCUGAUCCAGAGCCAAUAACACAGGCCGGGCUGCAUCCCACCGCUGAUCAGAUUGAACUUUACGCUUAUCACUUACCAAAUUCAACGCUUAGUAAUUUAAUGGAUAUAUUUGUUAGUCUUUCGACGGUGGACGAUUCUUUGUACUUCAUGUGUAACAUCGAGGAUUUUAAAUUCCUAGCCGACAUGAUCCAGCACGUUCCGUUGCCUUUGCGAGCCAGAUACGUGUUUUGCUGUGCGCCUAUCAAUAAGAAAAUGCCGUUUGUCUGCACCAUGUUCUUGAAAUUUGCAAGGCAGUACAGCAAAAACGAGCUAAUUACUUUUGACUGGUUGUGCAGAAACAUAGGGUGGCCUUUGCAGCCCCCAAAAACCAUAAUCGACUUGGUUCAUUUAGAAGCCGUGUUUGACGUUUUGGAUUUAUACUUGUGGUUGAGUUAUCGCUUCAUGGACUUAUUCAACGAGCCCGUUCUGGUGAGGGACAUGCAGCGCGAGCUGGACCAAAUAAUCCAGCAGGGUGUCAUGCAACUCACCCGACUGCUAAGGAACUCGGAAACCGGCAUAAGUUCCGGCACCCUAGCGGCCGACGACGAGGAGUUUUCCGCAAACAGACUAAAACAGUCGUAUUUAAGAGAGUCGAAGACGUCUGUGGUCGGGAGAGGUAGGUUAACAGAAAGGUUACUCGCGCAGGGCAUUUUAACACCGAACAUGCUGCAAGAACUAAAGAAGGAGUGGAACAAGAAGGGUGUCGACAAUGAGGGCGAUAGCGACGGUGAGCCCAAAAAGCCACGAAGGAAACGGAAAACUAAGUAGGAAUGUACGAAUGUAUUUACAUUGUUAUAUCAGUAAUUUUUAUUAUACAUCUAAUAUACGGUGUGGCACCAAGAAAAACUGUUUUAAAAUUACAAGCAGUUGCUGUUUUAAUAAAAUACUUUUUUCAAAGUUCCUUAUCUUUUUUUUUGUACGGUGUUUUUUAAUUUUUUUUUUUCAGAUGUAAAUUUUCUUUUUAUAGAAAAGUUAUUCGUUGGGAAAAAGUAUAAGAAAGACUUUACUCUCAAAUAGACACUCAAAAUUACAUUGCUAUACAGGGUGACAAAAAUAAUAUCAACAAUCUUAUAAUUUUUUAUUCGGGCUCACCCUGUAUGAGCCCUUGAAGUUGAAAGUUAAAAAUCGAUUUUUUGCUAUAACUUUGUUUUUCAGUAAAUUUGGAUAAUUUUUGGGUAAAAGCUAUGUUAUUUGAAGCAACUUUAAUUUUGUGCACGAUGUUUUGUUUUGUAGUUUUUAAAAAUGUGCUCUUUUUGGUCCACACCACACCACUGCACAUAUUUAUACGCUAAGCCAAAAUCAUACGUUAUCAAUGAAUUUGUGCAGAUUUUGUUACAAAAAUGGCAAUAAAAAAGUAUUUAUUAAAAAUAAUUUCCUUCCUCCUUAUUUGCAACCUGAAUAAUUAGAAUCUUCAAAAUUAAAAUUUGUUACAUAACUCUAAACUUAAAAAUAGUAAUACUUUUGUACAGAGCAAUCCAUUAGCCUGACAAAGUACAAUGACUCCAAGAUAUAAAAAAAAUAGAAGUCGAAACGGAUAAAAAAUACUAUUUCAAAAUAAU